Messenger RNA from Vitis riparia (riverbank grape), 2025 nucleotides. RefSeq names its product protein NRT1/ PTR FAMILY 5.10-like. Lineage: Eukaryota; Viridiplantae; Streptophyta; Magnoliopsida; Vitales; Vitaceae. Gene Ontology annotation, cellular component: membrane. Gene Ontology annotation, molecular function: tripeptide transmembrane transporter activity; dipeptide transmembrane transporter activity. The transcript is spliced from 4 exons. The record is from RefSeq and is a predicted model, not a curated record. Bases 133 to 1845 code for a protein of 570 amino acids. Gene Ontology annotation, biological process: dipeptide transport; transmembrane transport.
CAAGUUGGCUCCUAUAGUAAAAGGAUGCCAAGCCCCACAAAUUGAUUGCAACACUGUACAGAAAAAAAAAAAAAGGCAAAAGAAAAAUGAGAAAAUACCCUUCCGAGUGUGUUUUGUGGCUGAAUCAAAGUCAUGGCUGGAACUCCCGGAGGCCCCCGAUCUCCGCUGCUGGAAGACACCGUCGAUGGCUCCAUCGAUCACAAGGGCCGUCCAGCCAAGAGACCCACCUCCGGAGGUUGGAGAUCCGCAUAUUUCAUCAUGGGUGCUGAAGUUGCGGGGAGGUUUGCAUACUUUGGGAUACAGUCCAAUCUUAUAAACUUCCUCACGGACCGACUGGGGCAGUCCGUACCCUCUGCUGCCGAGAGUGUGAAUACAUGGACAGGGACGGGGAGUUUAAUGCCAUUAGUAGGGGCAUUUGUUGCAGAUUCUUAUAUUGGUCGUUAUGCCACCAUCAUUAUUGCUUCUCUUCUCUACAUCCUGGGAUUAGGGAUGUUAACUCUAUCUGCUGUGCUUCCUGUUCCCAGCCAUUCCGACUGCCAAAAAAGCAACAAAACCAUUCCGUGUUCUCCUCCUCAGCUCCAAAUGAUAUUCUUCUUUUUCUCGUUAUAUUUAGUGGCAGUUGGGCUAGGUGGGCACAAACCUUGCAUCCAGGCUUUUGGAGCCGACCAAUUUGAUGGACGAAAUCCAGUGGAGUGUAUAGCCAAAAGCUCAUUCUUCAACUGGUGGAUUUUUGGUGUAUUUUCUGUUACCAUAGUAACUCAGUCAGUCUUGAGCUACAUUCAAGACAACUUGAAUUGGGGUCUUGGAUUUGGAAUCCCAUGCAUUGGCAUGAUACUGGGGCUGCUCCUUUUCUUGCUUGGGACUAGGACUUAUCGGUAUAGUGUCAAAGGCCAUGAGAGAGGCCCAUUUAUGAGAAUCGGUCAGGUGUUUAUUGCAGCAGGUAAGAACUGGCUAGCAACACCUUCAUCGAUAGCUACAGAAGAUUUAGCUGGAGGAACCUUGCGACAACAAGAUUCUCAACAAUUCAAGUUUCUGAACAAGGCAUUGCUUGCACAAGAUGAUUUGAAAGGAAAUGGAAGGCAGUGUACUAUUGAUGAUGUUGAAGAAGCAAAGGCAGUUUUAAGGUUGUUUCCCAUAGGGGCUACCUGUUUGGCGUAUGCUAUUGUGUAUGCUCAGUCAUCUACUUUCUUUACAAAGCAAGGAUUCACCAUGGACAGAUCAAUUGGAUCAGGGUUUGACAUACCAGCUGCUUCACUUCAAGCCUUUAUUGGCCUCUCCAUUGUCCUCAUCGUCCCCCUAUAUGACCGCAUCUUUGUUCCCAUUGCAAGAACCUUAACUAGGAGGCCAUCUGGCAUAACAAUGCUCCAGAGGAUCGGAAUAGGCAUGUUUCUGUCUGCUAUUUCCAUGGUAAUUGCAGCACUAGUUGAGAUGAAACGGCUCAAAACUGCACAAGAAUAUGGCUUGGUUGAUGUGCCAAAUGCAACUCUUCCAAUGAAAGUAUGGUGGUUGCUUCCCCAAUACAUCUUGUUUGGAAUUACUGAUGUGUUCACCGUGGUCGGUCUUCAAGAGUUUUUCUAUGAUCAAGUCCCAACUGAAUUAAGGAGUGUCGGUCUCGCCCUCUGCCACUGUAUCUUUGGAGUAGGGAGCUUCUUGAGCAGCUUUCUUAUCUCUGCAAUUGAGAAAGCAACUGGUGGAGAUGGCCAACAUAGCUGGUUCAACGAUAAUCUCAAUCGGGCACAUCUCGAUUACUAUUAUUGGGUUCUUGCAGGGCUGAGUGCGGUAGGAUUGAGUUUAUACUUGUAUUUUGCAAAAUCUUACAUAUACAAUAGGGGACGUGCAUUAUGAAUGCACUUGGAUUCAGGUACGUCAAUUGUUGUAGACAUGUUCAAUGAGAAUUGUUAUCUUAAAUUUGUACAUAUCUGUUGCAGGUCGACGGUUAGGUGUAGUAUUUUAGAAGUGGUUGUCAUAAGAAAUUACAUUUUUCAGUUUCCAAGGCAAUGAGAAGAGAACAUUGAAUGCUGUGUA